Molecule: messenger RNA, 1587 nt
Organism: Trichobilharzia regenti
Lineage: Eukaryota; Metazoa; Platyhelminthes; Trematoda; Strigeidida; Schistosomatidae
Source: the annotation of a GenBank genome assembly
AUGGUGAAGUCUUGGAUUUUAGUCUUAUUUACAUGUUUUCAAUUCGCAUCCACUGCUUUCGGUCAAAAUAUAUGGGCCGAAGUAAACUCAAAUGUUACGUUCUGUUGCAACAUGUCCUUUGGAGAGUCAGAAGCUUUGAUGCUCAAUGUGAAUGACAAACGCAUCUCCUCACUAUACUUAAAACCAAAUUCAGAAGUUGGUAGAUUUACAACAAAAUCAGCUAGAAAUUGGAUCGUCGAUCAGACAAGAGAAGAUGACAUCUGUGUUACAAAAGCUGCAGACAAUGGCCUCGGUGAAAUCUUGGAGAGAAAGGAUAUCAUUAUGAAAUUCUAUGAACAAGCUAAAAUUAUUGGCUUCCCAAAAAGUUUUAAAGCCAGAGAAGGAUCUAGUCAGCUGAUUGAAUGCAAAGCUACAGGUUUUCCUGAUUUAUACGUGACUUGGAGCUCAAAGGAUGGUAAAAUCUUAAAUCAAUCUCAAAGCGUCACAUCUUCUUCAAGAGAUAAAAACAACAACAACGGCAGUGUACGAACGGUAGUUACUCUCCCAUUGGAAUUGUCUAACAUUCAUCCUAAUCAACAUGGCGAAGUGUAUGCUUGUGAAGCGACAACAGGACAACACAUAGGGAAUGGCGGGAAGAAAGCAAUUGAAAAAGUCACGCUUGAAGUGUUUUUAUACCCUAGAAUCAAUAUGUCAAACAAUGUGAUCUAUACAGAUCUAGGCGUUGAAGAGAAAUUCACUAUUCUUGUAACUGGGUAUCCAACUCCUACAUUAAAGUGUAACGACCUACCCUUAGGUGAACCGACUAUGAUAUCUGAUGAACCACAAGGUGGAACAUGGUUAUAUCCUGUUGUAUUGGAUAAAAUAACGCCUCAACAUCUACGUGAAUAUAUGUGUACAGCGAAUAAUAGCUUGGGUAGUGUAAAUCAUAAGUUAGAAAUAACAGUUGCUCCAGCACCUCCGAGAAUUUUAUCAUCCAAUUCAACAGAAUUUGCAGAUUACUAUCUGCUUAAUUGGGAGACUAAAUCACGUGCACCUUUGAAGAAUGUUACAAUUAGUAUUCAUGAACUACCCAAGAAUACAGAUGCUGGUGGUUCAAUUGUUGCUCGUUCACCAAAGCAUCAUGAACUUGUCUUCAAUUUAGAAGAGGAUAAAGUAGACAGGACUUCUACAUCAAUUGAUGGAAAUACUACAAAUAAUCAUUUAAAAUCAAAUAUUAAAAAGAUAUGGCAUCACUUAACAAAUCUUAGCGCUGAUACACAACAUGAUAUUGCAUUGAGUGUGUGUAAUGUACACGCUUGUACAAAAUCCUCAUCAUUAUCUUCUUCGUCAUCAUCCUCCUCAGUGGGAAGUCAUCUUGAUGGAGGAGAUAGCAGUAUCAGUGGUACAUCAGGAAAAUUUGUAUUUAAAACACCUCAAUUUGAUGGUCGGAACAAAGUUGAUCCAAUUCUGUUACAACGUAAUCCAAAGGAUACAUCGGCUGUUAAAGCACCUGGACCUCGAAACUAUGGGAACUUUAGGCAGUUGGUGCCUCGUUCACUGAUUACUCUUUAUGCAAUCAUAUUCAUUGGUUUUUCAUAUUGGAUCUAA